AUGGGUCAGUUACCAGCGUCUCGAGUUACCGCUGACAGACCUUUCCGUCAAACUGGAGUAGAUUAUGCAGGACCUUUUGCGAUGAGAACCUCAAAGGGUAGAGGUUAUCGCUCCAUUAAAGGGUACAUAUGCCUCUUUAUAUGUAUGGCUACUAAAGCCAUACAUCUUGAAGCUGUCAGUGACAUGACCUCUGAAGGAUUUUUGGCCGCAUUUAAACGUAUGGUGGCUAGGCGAGGUCACGUGGCAGAGUUAUGGAGCGACAACGGGUCUAAUUUCGUAGGUGCUGAAAAGGAGAUUAAGAAAUUAUUAGUUGCAGAAAGGUCUAGUGUAGCUCAAGAGAUCGCUUCUUGGUUAUCAUCAAACGGUACUAUUUGGCAUCGAAUCCCACCCUACACUCCACACUUUGGUGGAUUAUGGGAGGCUGGGAUCAAAUCAACCAAGCACCAUCUUAAAAGGGUGAUUGGGAACUCAACCCUGACGUUUGAGGAGAUGAGUACCGUUUUGUCCCAAAUUGAGGCUUGCCUCAAUUCGAGGCCACUGACAACUUUAAGUGAUGACGCGCAAGAUCCAUACCCAUUAACACCCGGACAUUUUCUUGUCGGUGAACCUCUUUUACUUGUUCCGGAUGCCAAUUACGAAAAGUCAUCCAUAACUAGUCUCCGAAGAUGGCAGCUUGUUCAACGAAUGAUGCAGAACUUUUGGCGACGGUGGUCGAAUGAGUAUCUUUCGCAGUUCCUAAACCGUUAUCGUUGGAAUCGUCAUUCUCUUGAACCUCAAAUCGGGGAUGUAGUUUUAGUCAAGGAAGAAAAUCUUCCUCCCGCACGAUGGCUUUACGGGAUUAUUGUUGAGAAGCAUACUGGUCAGGAUAAUGUUACGCGUGUUGUCAGCUUAAAAUUCAAAGAUACAGUCAUUAAGAGACCAGUAUCUAAAAUUUGUAUAUUACCAGUUAGGAAUUAA
This is a messenger RNA of Vanessa atalanta (red admiral), 957 nucleotides long. RefSeq lists its product as uncharacterized. Lineage: Eukaryota; Metazoa; Arthropoda; Insecta; Lepidoptera; Nymphalidae. The record is from RefSeq and is a predicted model, not a curated record. Gene Ontology annotation, molecular function: nucleic acid binding. Gene Ontology annotation, biological process: DNA integration. Bases 1 to 957 code for a protein of 318 amino acids. The transcript has a single exon.